GCGCUCGCACGCGGUACUCCAGAGCGCCGCAGACUCCACUGUAACAUCUUGAUGGUCGAGUCCUCGGUAGGGGGACGCUGAUGAGGUCUGGCAGCAUGCGCACUGGGGAUUACCUCUGCCUGUCACUAAGCGGGGGGGCGCCCUGGGGUUUCAGCCUGCAGAAAACCGACGGCGAGCACCCCCAGCUUAUAAAGGUCACACAGGUGGAGCAAGGUUGCCCAGCUGCCCUGGGGGGUCUCUGCGUGGGGGAUGAGCUGGUGUCACUAAACGACCAGCCCUGUGCGGACCUCACCCUACUCGAGAUCACGGCCCUUGCGGAUGGCUCGACCAGCAGCCUACGGCUGCUCGUCAAAAGGUGUGGAGCCAAUGGCCAGCCAGCCCCAGACCCGAAACCGGAUUAUUUCGGGGAGAGGGACACUGGCACGAAGGGCUUGGAAAGCACCACCUUGGAGAUCUGGCCUGCCCGACAGCAGCAUCCCCCUAGGGAGCUGUACAUAUGCGAGUCCCAGGAUGAGGCCUACUAUGGGGAGGCAGAGAGUGAUGCAGAGACCCCUGGCCAGGCUUCCUGGGAUCGUGUCCACCAGCUGGACCCUUUCACCCCAGGGUCCGUUGUGGAGCUGCAGCUUUCGCUCUCAGACCAUAGCUUGGACGAGGGGGGCACCCUCACCCCCCCAUCACGGCACAGCAGCUCUCAGGUUGAGGUCAUUCACACUUCCACCACCAGCCAGGCCAUACGUGUCCCUGGCACCGGCCCCGGGUCCGGAUCCCUAGGCCAGGUGGAGGUGACCCUGCAGUGGCCUCACAAGGGCUCCCAAGGGGAGGGGACAGUCAGCGAAGGCUCAGAACCCGAGAGCAGUGGGAGGGCAGAGGAGGACGGAGGAGCCCAAGAAGCACCUCCUACCGCUGAGCCCCUCGGAAGCUCCUCAGAGGAGUUUGACUCGGAGGCGGAGAAGGACGGCGGCAAACCUAACAAGCACCAGGCCCGACAUGCCAGGUUCAGGCGCAGUGAGAGCCAGUCAGAGAAGCAGGUGAAGGAGGCCAAGUCUAAAUGUAGGCGCAUUGCCCUGUUGCUGACGGCGGCACCCAGCUCCAACAACAAAGGGGUGUUGAUGUUCAAAAAGCACAGGCAAAGAGCCAAGAAGUUCACACUAGUCAGCUACGGGACCGGGGAGGACGCACCAGAAGAUACAGACGAAGACGAGGACCAGGAAGGCAAGGAACACACUGUCGAAUUCAACUUCUUUGCCACCAGUGAGUCAGAGCUUGAUGAGGAGUUGUUCACCGAAACACAAGGCCGUGGCCGCAUUGUGACCUUCGACUGGGACACAGGACUAUUGGAGAUUGAGAAGAAGUUGGAGAACCCGCAGGAUAUGGACCGUCUGCCUGAAACUAAAGGCAAAGGAGCUCUCAUGUUUGCCCAGCGCCGACAACGGAUGGACGAGAUCACAGCUGAGCAUGAGGAAAUGAGGCGGAAAGGCAUACCAGUGGAAGGGGUCCAGGAAGUACAAGAUGUCAACGUUGUCAAGCUAGGACCAUAUCAGACAGAGGAGCAGUCGUAUAUGCAGUCAGUAGAGAGCCAGGUGUACAUGGAUGUGAAUCUGCAGCAGCAUCACCAACAACAGCAACAGCAAUAUCAGCAGCCACACUACGAACAACCACAGCAAUACCAGGAUCAGCAACAGUACCAACAACAACAGCACUACCACGAUCAGCAACAACACCAACAACAACAACAGCACUACCAGGAUCUGCAACAAUACCAACAACAACAGUACUCACAGCAGCAACAAUAUCAGCAGCAGCAAUACCAGCAGAUUCAACAAUAUUCUCAAAGCAUGAACGGCAUGGCACUCCACCAAGCUACAGACAUGCAGAAAUCUACCAUCAUUACGAAUAAGACAGCAAAACCCUUCUCUGGAGUGGCGAACAAAGUUGCCACCCCCUUUUUACCCUCUAGUAGUGCAAGUAGCCAACAGCAAACGGUAUACUCAGAAAAUCAGUACAGCACAGUCCAAACCCAAGGUUGGUCAUCGGUGGGAUCCAGUGAACAGAUAGCAUCACGCGAUGAGCGGAUUGCAGUACCAGCGAUAAAGACUGGCAUCCUACAAGACUGUAGGAAGAAGGACACCUCAAAACCAAUGUUUACUUUUAAAGAAGCCCCUAAGAUGUCACCAAAUCCUAUGCUUCUGAAUCUUUUAAACAAGAAUGAAAGUAAGGCUGGAUUUCAGUCAUGCCCCGAGGAGGACUACCUCAGCCUUGGUGCUGAGGCCUGUAACUUCUUGCAAGGCCCAAGAGUUAAGCAAAAGGUUCCUCCCCCAGUAGCCCCGAAGCCUGCCAUCAAUCCAGCCUCACCACCAUGGUCUCCGCCACCUGCAUCUGGUGACCAGGUGCCAUCUCAUUUAGCAGAAAAUGAAGUUACCACCCCAGCUUCUGCCACUGCUGCAGUCUCAUUGUUACCUCCUGGUUCAGCCCCUGCCCCUGUUGCCGCCCCUGCCCCAAUGCCAGAAGUUCCCUUAUCCUCACAACCUCAUGCUGCUGUGAGUGCAUGGAGCCCCUUGGAAUCUCAGCGACAGCCAGAGCAACCAGAUGUUCCCCAGGACAAGGAACAGCCCCACCAACCAGAGAGUGCAUUAGCUUCAACCUUCGGGUCACAAUCACAGCCUGGACCACAACCACCUUUGAGUACUUGGAGCCCAGCUCAAACACAGUCUCAAGCACCUGUGAGUACUUGGGCAUCAGCUCCAACUCAGGUAGAGCCACAGCCACCUGUGAGCUCCUGGACCCCUACUCAAGCCCAGGCACAGCAACCCGUGAAAGCAUGGACUCCAGCACAAACGCAUUCACAGGCACAACCUCAGCCACCUGUUAGUGCGUGGACCCCAGCCCACGCGCAAGCACCGCAACAGCCACCCAGGUCCUCACCUGUACAAUUGCACACACAACAGAAGCCACCGACCCAUAUUAGUUCUUGGCCUGGAGUUCAGCAACAGCCAAACCUACAGUCAACAGAUAGUGCUUGGACUCAAGACCCAGCUCAAGCACAGGCACAGCCAUCUUGGGCCUCACCUGGACAACCGCAGCUACAAGAACAAUCAAAGGCACAGUGUUAUGUUAGUUCUUGGCCUCCGGCUCAAACCCAGGCACAAACACAGCCACCUUGGUCAUUUGCAGCACAACCUCAAACCCAGGCACAAACACAGCCACAGUCUCUUGUUAGUUCUUGGCCUCCCCCUCCAACUUCACCUCCCUGGCCUUCACCUCCUCAACCUCAGGCACAGCAACAGCCGUCCAUGAGCAUCUGGGCACCAGAGCCACCACAGACCCACCCUGAACCACCCAUGAACGCCUGGGCUCCAGCCCCGAGCCAGCUGCAGCCUUCUUGGACUUCACUGCCUCAAACCCAGGCACCACCACAGACACCUGUAAGCACCUUGACAUCUUCCCAUAGCCAUGGACAGCCACAGCCGCCGGUGAGUGCUUGGGGCCCCGCUCAGGCCCAGGGCCCCCCACAACCUCCAUGGGCUUCACAACCAUCCAUGAAUUCUUGGAGCCCACAGCCUCUGGCCCCCGUGAGUACCAUGGCUAUGAACCAGGGUCCCUCUGCUUCUCAUCAGCCUGUGAAAUCAUGGAACCAGCCGCAGAGCGGAACCAGUUCAUUGGGUCAUCCUCCUCCACGGAGAACAAAUUCCUACACGCCCUCCACCCCUCCUGGAAUUGCCUCCAUAGCAGGAGGGGUUGGCUCAGCUUUCGAAAUGCCAGCUCUGCGGGGAAAAGGAGCAGAGCUCUUUGCAAAGAGGCAGUCACGCAUGGAGAAGUUUGUCGUGGAUUCUUCUACUGUGCAGACAAACAAGGAACUCGACAAGAGUUACUCUCUGUCUCUACCCAGAAAGCUUCACUCCUCGUCCGCCAGCUCAGAACACGCGCUCUCUUCUGGCUUUCAGCCCCCGGAGAUUAAAGUGCCAUGGUGGGGGAAAGGACACAAGCCACCCACGCCCUGGGAAGCGGCGUCCAGGCACCCGCUGGGGCUGGUGGACGAGGCCUUCUCCUUCCAGAGCUUCCAGAGAGACCUGGCCUCCGGCAUCUGCUCCGCCGCGCACCGCAAGUCGCUGCCAGAGCCCCCGGCGGAAUGGAAGGCCAGGGUGUCCUACGAGCCUCGCCGGGCCGGCGGCGAGGGGGCGGGAGGCUGCCGCUUCAUGCCCACGUGUGUCGCCUCACCGACCAGGAGCGUAGCGUCAGCCCCGGCCGCGCCCGUUCCCUACGUGUCUCCCUGGAGAUGGCAGGCCCAGAGGUCCUCUACCGAGUCUGAGAUCAAUCACACGGUGCCUAGUCCCGGGCACAGGGGGGGCAUCAGCCAGCCAGGCUACACAUCCACAUACACCAUGCCCUGGAGACGCUAACCCAGCAUGCACAAUCUGCGAGGCCCACAUACAAUACCGAUGGUACGACACGCGGAAAAGAAACUCCUCACGGGUCAAAUGAGGUCACACAUGUUUCUGAGCUCCACAGAGCACCUGAGGCUGUUAUUUAGCAUGUGUUUUACGAGGGAAUGAGGAUAAUGAUACAGAUGAAGACGACAGAUACAAGAGGUUUUGAAAUGGAUUGAAAUGUCAUUUAAGGACACUAUGCACAAUGAUCUAUGCAUACGGAUUGCAGUAACAGAAAAAUAUAGGAUAGUUCAAAAUCAGAUGGAAUCUCCCAUUGAUCAGAUAAGGACAUGAGAGGUUUUGGCUGGCGUCUGAUUGGCAUGCCAAAAAAUGUAAAUAAUUUUGUAAUGAAUGGACAAUGAAACAGAAAUGUGCUUUUCUCAAUAAAUGAGGCAAUGGUAGUACAGGAGAAAGGGGUUAGGGUUAGGGUUAGGGUUAGGGGCGAGCAGGGAAGUCAGAGGGCCAAGGAGAACCUGGAAGGUUCCGGAGACCCAGGACUUUAUAUGGGUCCUAAAAUCAACCACCCCCAAGCCUGACAAAAUGUACCAGACAAAAAGUACUAGCGGGACCAUAGCAGGGGGAUCCAAGGAUUUAUUUUUUUGUCAUGGGGGUGAGAGUUUCUAUCACAAUUUUUCAAGCUCGUACAUCCCUGCAACUUAAUAAGCUCAAGUCGAACUCAGUUCUGCUUAUAUAAAAUAAUAUGCUUGAGGCAUCAGCACUAGUGGAGUAGACAGUAACUGCCUGUUAAUCGUCUCUAGUACAUAGCAAAGGCAGAUCAUGACGCAGCAACAAGAGUAGCCUCAUGUUAACCUACUGUGACCUCUGUCCUUAUUUGAAUAAUGGAAGAUUGACAGGACACGAUUGUUCAUCUUCACUAACAAUGAUUUACAGACAGGGAGUCAGAAAAAAGCCUUGGUUUUUAUAACGUAGAAGAGUGUAAAUCGUAAAGAUUGAACCCAUAUAACUACAUAAGAAUAACAGAUAGAUUUGGCCACUUAAAAAGAUUGUCAGGAAGUGUGUUUUUUGCGAAUGCAUUCUUGAGUGUGUUUUUAAUCAACAGAAGCAGUGUCUCAGAUUAAGUCAGUACUGAAAACCAGCUCUGAACGAGAUUAAUUCUGGUAAUUUUAUGGUGGAUGCAGUUGACAAAGCGAAGGUCACAGGGUUAUGAAUUAAGCGAUUAAGAAUGGAUAUUUAAAACAUGAACUAAACAGAUAUCAACGAGAAAGUUAAAACCAUCAGAUUUCCACGUAGUGGGUUCUGCGUCUUCAGACGGAAAUUACGUCUAAAGACAAAACGUGGCUUUCGAGAAGUGAAGUUUUGCUGUCAUUUAAUAUGAUUACGCUCUCUUGUGGUCUCCAACAUGCAAUGAGGUGUCAUGGUAGUUUAAGUGUCCUUAAGAGUGUAGUAUGUAGUGUGAACUGGACUGGGAAAUGUGGGAAAUAUGGCAGGGGCAGGGGCGGAUUAAGGUGCACAGAGGCCCCUAGGCUACAGUAGUCUGUGGGCCCCCCAACCCCGCCCCCCUCCGCGCCAAUGGGGGUCCCCUUGCAGGCAGGCACACGUGGGGCCCCUAGGCUUAAGCCAUAUCUAGCCUGUGCGUUAAUCCGCCCCUGGGCAGGGGCCAGGUGAUUGGAUGGGUUAGUGCUGGUCCACCCAGUAGGUGACAUAGGUGGCUGCCUAGGGUUCCAUUCAGUGAGGGGGUGUGGAUUUGCGAGCCAAUUUAACCGGAGGCCAUGGCAGAGAAGCUUGACACAUGAUGGGGAGUGGGAUGGAAGUGGUGUUAUCUCAGGAGAAGCUGGACGAGCAGUUAGUUCUCUCGGAGGUUAGUCAGUCUUUGUGCUGACUGAUAACAAGACAGCGAACGCUGGAGGAAUUGCAAAAUGACCAUGUACUUCAAAUUCCUUCAGUUAGUAUUUUUUUUAGCAUUUGUCACAGCGAUCUCUGCAUUUAACUGCGGGGGGGGGAGGUUUUAAAAUCUUGCAAGUGCAGCAAAAAAGGACUUUACUAUCCCCAGUAGCGUAUUUUUCACAGCCCACUACCCAUCAUAGAAUAUGUUCUUAUACAUACAGUUUUCUGUAAAAUCAGAACUUUAGCUUUUUGUGUUUUAUUUAACGCGCAUAUUCCAAGGGGAUUUUCUAAGGCAGACCAGCGGCCAUGAUUUAGAUACACAGAGCUGUAUGUUAAAUAUCGCUAGAAACUAGAGAUAAUUUCCUCGUAACACAAAGAUUACAGUAAUUAUUAGUAAGUAAUUUACAUCGAAUAGUAUAAUGUAAUUCUUCAAUAACGCUUCUGGUACAUUUUGUAUCGCAAGCUAAUAUUGAAAUGCGGACGACAAUGCAAAUAGGAUGUAAAUCCCUUAACAGUCGGUAUUCAGUUCAUUAGGUUAAGUGUAUAUAAAAUCAUAAAUUGUUCACCGCACAUAAUCUCUGGUGUACAAACCUGAGCCAACGUAAACCUCUUUAAAGCUAAUACUUUACAUUAUUAUGACCUCUUCGACCAUAUAAUUUUAACACCUGGUCAAAUUAACCUUGUUUAUGUAACGAAAUAAGCAUGUUUUUAUUGCAUUGCUGGAACAAUGACAGGAAAACGUUAUGUAUGAAAUCAGCUUGUUCUCAGUAAAAAUGCAAGCUUUAUUGUAAUUCCAGGCCGUUAAAAUGUUUGCUUUUUAUUGUCGUUGUUGAUUGAUGUGCCACGAUGCUUUAUCGGUGAUGUAUUUAUGUUCUCCUUCCUAAAGCCCUUGUUGGACACGUACAUUAAUUGUAUCGUUUCUGUAUUGAUAACAGUUGUGUAUCUUCACAUUAACUUUCAUACCAUUCAUUUGAGCUCUGUGUAAGAAAACGUUUAUGAAAUGAAUUGCUUUUCAGUCGAAUGGUGAACACAUUCCUGCCAAGUUUUUGUCUUUUGUGCAUUUAUCUUCUCAUAUUAAAGCUGCCCUCGUUAGUUUU
Molecule: messenger RNA, 7366 nt
Organism: Paramormyrops kingsleyae
Lineage: Eukaryota; Metazoa; Chordata; Actinopteri; Osteoglossiformes; Mormyridae
Gene: synpo2a
Product: synaptopodin 2a
Biological process (GO): positive regulation of actin filament bundle assembly
Cellular component (GO): Z disc; nucleus; actin cytoskeleton
Molecular function (GO): actin binding
Source: RefSeq, a predicted model, not a curated record